Molecule: messenger RNA, 4975 nt
Organism: Dreissena polymorpha
Lineage: Eukaryota; Metazoa; Mollusca; Bivalvia; Myida; Dreissenidae
Product: hillarin-like
Exons: 7
Coding region: 305-3067 (920 amino acids)
Source: RefSeq, a predicted model, not a curated record
GACGCGACACAGGUAUGUAGGUCACGUGAUGAUAAUUGUGGUUUGUUUAUGUCAUGUUUUCAAUUUUACGAGUCAGGUAAACAACCCUAUGUAUAAACUGGGUGACGAAUACUGGAUAUCGUGACAAACAUUUCAAGCAUGGAUAUAAUCAGUGCUUCAAAAUAGUGAUUAUAUUUUGUUAAAGAAUGAGUUAUCAUCAUGAUCGAUUAAAUGUCAUAUUUUAUGUUAGUUUGGCGAAAACUGUUAUUGUCAUAAAUCACUGCUUAUAAUAAAGCAAUCAAAAACACACAUAGUGACAUACAAAAUGGAGGACCCUGGUUUAGAUAUUCAAGUUCAGGAAACACGUGGGGACGACGGCAGCUACAAGUACGCGUUCACUUACGAGCGCGCGACGCUCUACGAGUUCAAAUACGAGCGGAAGGCGACGCCAGAUCCGGUGGACCCCUGCUAUCGCUGCUACCGCCGGAUAUGGGACAAGGAGCAGAUGGUCAACGUCGGCGUCCUCUAUCACAAGGCGUGCUUCCGAUGUCGGAUCUGCGGUCUUCCGCUCACCAUGCAGACGUUCCACCGGAACGACGCCAAUGGCUCGCAGGAUCGCGAGGUGUACUGUCGGACGCACGUGGGUAAAGCCAUUAACCAGAUUCAGCAGGAACGCGCCAUCAUCGAAGGGCUCGAGGACGGGUUCGGCUCGCAAAGUUUGCGUGACAAACCGAUUUCGGCCAUAAAGGCGGCGCCAGACUUCACUCCAAAGCCCAGCCCCCGUGGUAGCCCGAAGGGUAGCCCCGCUGGGUCGGUGCAGCACACGCCCUCCAAGUAUGACCUACAUAACACCAGCAUGGCCUCCAGCAUGGUCAGUGUCACGCCGCGCAGCCUCAAUGGAACGUCCUGGCUGACUGGCACGGCUGGAAGUACCCUCGAGUACACGCUGAUGACGGGUGGUCUGUACGGGCGACCCAGGCCCGUUCUCCAGAGUUAUCAGGAUUUCGAAAAGUUCCGAGUUUUUGAAUCUCAAUGGACGCUGGAAAGCCGGCACCGCGAGGAAGAGGAACGGCUGCAGCGCUUCCUGUUGGAAGAACGGGAAAAGGAAAUGCGGAGGCUCGACACGGUCGUCGACCAAGAGAAAGAGCGCGCCGCCUCAGAACUCCUGGCUAGCAUGGAUCCAAUGACAGUUCAGAAGAAUCCACAGGCGCUGGUGGCGGGGCGGGAGCGCAUCGAGGAGCACUUCCGGAAUGUGCGCGACGACCGACUGCGCAACAUCCAGGAUAAGGUUGCGACAGAGGAGAAGGCGCGCGCAUCCCGGAUGCUGGACAGGCAAUGCCAAGAAAUGCUGGUCCUCAUUGCGGAAAAAGAUCGGAUGGCGGAUACGAGCUGCAUUUACGACCAUUCCAUGAGACCGCCUGUGCUGCCGCCAGAGGGCAGGAAGUCCAAACUGUACAAGUCACCAAUUAUAUUUGAGCAAAUAGAUAAACGGGCAUUAGAGUUAUCAAAUCGGGACUAUAACACAUUCACGGACCUCGUGCGAGAUCUCACUCGAGACUGCCAGUCCGAGCUCGAGAAAUGCAGAGCGUUGUUCCGCUGGAUCAUCGCAAAGGACAUUGGGAAGACGAGUGGACGUGACAUCUCGCGCCCCAAUUCGUCCUUGACAUUGCUGAAGGGCGUGAAGAGCGGACGGGAAACGUACCACCAACUGUUCAAGAAGCUCUGCAGCUACGCUGGGCUACAUUGUGAAAUCGUUCUCGGCUUCUCAAAGGGCGCGGGAUACAAGCCGGGCAUGAAUCUCACCGGAAACGCUUUCCGGAACUCUUGGACCGCUGUCGCCAUCGAAGGAAACUGGCGGUUCGUCAACGUUACGUGGGCGGCACGGCAGGUGACCGGCCUUAAAGAGGAACUUCCGGAAAUGUUCACCAAGUAUGAUGAAUUCUACUUUCUUACAGAUCCAGAAGACUACAUUUACCAACAUUACCCGGACGAGGCGUCCUGGCAGUUACUUGAAAUUCCACUUCCGUUUUCGGAGUUCACGAACUUGCCAGUUGUAAAGUCGCCUUUCUUUAAUUACGGUUUACGGUUUUAUUCCAAUUACGGUGCGACGUUAGUAACAGAUACGGGCAUGGUUGAAGUUCGGGUCACCAUGCCGAAGAUUCUUGGGUUCGGUUCGUUAUUGGAAGCGCAAGACAAGGCGACUAACACCUCGAAUUUAGAGGGGCGCACAUUGUUGCGGUAUGUGAAAAACGAGGCCAUAUUUACUGUGAACGUUCCCAAGCCGGGCUUGUACUAUUUCUCCAUUUACACGGGUGACUACUGGAAGGCGGAUUGUUUGGAAAGUGCUUGUUCGUUCGUAGUUCAUUGUACGCCCAACAUGAGAGGAGCUGCACCGUCAUAUCCACCGGUUCCUUUCUUUGGACCGACGCCCGUGAUGGAGAAAUUCGGCAUAGUGGCAGAAAAUCAAAUUGACCCUCUGAUUGUCUCGGAUAGCGACUACCUAGACAUAGUGUUUAACAUGGACAAAGAAAUCAAAGUGACUCACACGUUCCAAUAUUACGACGCUCACGCAGGGACCGUCAAUGACAUUGACAGGUACGUGUUUUUGAAGUCCAGAAACGAAACAGGAGCGACGUACAUGAUUCGAUGCCCAAAGGAGGGCUUCUACAUUUUCUCCUUGUACGCGACCCAGGCGGACGGUGCCGAGAGCCAGUCAUUAGACUGCGCCUACAGAUACCUGAUCAUCUGUCAGGAACCUAACCCCGCAGUGGUGGCGUUUCCGCGGACCUACCACCGCUGGCAGCGUUGCACGCUCCACGAACCCGUUUCCGGUGAUCUCAUGACCAACAAGCGCUACACCUUCCGGUUAGACGUGCCACAGGCGUCGGAGGUGUUCGUCGUCAUUGGGGAGCUCUAUCAUCACCUGAAGCGGAAGUUAGGGUUCACAUGGGAAGGGAAUAUCCCAACCGGAAAUGCAUCAACGGCGCUGAAGGUGGUUGCGCGAUUCGCCAUGACCGGACAAGAGUGUUCGAUAUUCGCGCACCUCUUGGAUUACGAACUGGUGGCAGAUGCAGAAACAGAGAUUUGAUAGUUGUAUAUAUUAUUAACAUCUAAACGUGAACAAAAAUAUGUAUACGUGCCAUUGGAAGUUAGUUUAUGCAGUAUAUAGGAGCACGCACUUUCGUAUUUCGGUUUACUUUUGCGUAUAAUUCAAUAACUCAUCAGGCCAAAAUAUGUUCAUUGUUUCUUACGUACAUUUACAGAAAAAUAGGGCAAGAAAGUCGGUCAAACUUCUUUUUUUACUUUUCACGAUAUGCGAGUUUUUUUUUCUCACUUUAAGGUCUAACAGCAGAGAGAUUGCAAAUUUCUAUUAAACAUGCUUUCUUGAAUUGAUUGUAGUUAACCCAUGUAUGCCUAGCGUCUAGAAAAAGGCCUUGGCAAGCAGCGUAGACCCAGAUGAGACGACGCAUGAUGCGGCGUCUCAUCAGGGUCUGCGCUGUUUGCUUAAAUUUCUGUAAGAAAUAUUCUAAAUAUAGAAAUAAAUAUACUAAACAACCCUAAUUUUGGAAAUAGAUUGAUCAAACUUAGAAGGAUGGGAGAGUCCACUAGGCAUAAAUGGAUUUAGGUAUUAGAACUGCAAUACUACAUUAUGAUUUUCAAUUUUGGUAUUGUUAAUACAUGUGUACGUUAAUGAUUCUAAAUGCAUUUAUGAUUGAAAUACGUUGUAGCAAUAUGUUUAUGAUACCUACACAGCUCUUGAAGAAAUAACUCACCUUAACAUAGGAAUUAAAAUGCGAUUUUUUUUCAAAAUGUAAAAGACGUGGGGCAUUCUGACUGAUAAUGGAACUGUUCACAUGUUUUCAUUCGCACUUCCGUUUUUUAAAUGUCAUUUGAUGUAUUGAUUAACAGCAGUAUCAUAAUUGAAAUAGUCUGAAAUGAUUAUUAUAUCAAUAAAAAACGUUGAAUAAAAAUAUUGUUCUGCUUAACCCGGGACUUUCAUAAGUAAAAAAGCAAACGUUUCAUCACGAUAGCAUGGAGGCGUUUAAUUGAAAUUGUCGCGUAUGGGUCCCGCUAUCUUGUUUUAUUUUCACUGAAAUGUUUCGGAGUGAUUGUCAUUAACGAAUUGAUUUGAAAUAGCAUGACGUUCCUUUCAAUUAUUAUGCCUCGUGAAGAGUUAAUUAAUUGAAUAUGACCAAAUUUGGUUUUAAUUUGCGAAAAUUAACUGGAAUGCCAAUACAACAUAUUAAAACAAAAAGAAAAGAAAAUUAAAGAAAUAUUUUAAUGCUUUUUGCGUAGAUUGGAGAAAUCAGCCCUUUCUAAGCCUGAUUCUAGGUAUCAUAUCCAUGGCAGCUGUCUUUCUGGAUUUUAGAAUGCGAAUUAUGAUAACAAUUAUGUGAAGUCACACUAUUCACGACAAUAUAUUAUUUUGAAAAAGUCUGAUAGUUAAAGCUUUUUAUACAUUUGUGUAUGCCUAGUAAAUAAACAUGAAUUUUAGCACUUAUUAGUAUUAUCAUUGUGAUUUGAUUGAUCUUGUUCGUUAGUAAAUAAUAAAAACGAUCAAAGUUGGAUAAGAACAAGAAUGGCUCUUCUUCAUGUAUAUGAUGCGUUUCUGGAGUGUCAUUUUUCUCAAUAUGUACAAGUGCUACGUACAUCCAUUAACAUGCGUAUACGAGUACGACGGUGAGCUAGGUUAAAAAAAGUAGUAUUACAUUUGUAUAAAAAACAUACAGGUUUCUUUUGUGUUAAACAACUUACAUUGGUUUUUAACGCAACACGCUUUUAAAUGUAUGUUUAUAAUCAUGAUAACUUAUGUUAAGUUAUUACUUAAACAAUUUGCGUUUUGGAAAACUUGUAAUCAAACGAAACAUGUGCUAUUAAAAACACAAAUAUUGCAAACAAGUUGUUUUAUAUUGAACGCUUUCAGUUUUCUUACAUGCAUUUGACUUGAAAUAGAAAAACUGUGUCGGUAUGGGUGUUCAAUAAAUAUUAUUAAUGA